Molecule: messenger RNA, 1048 nt
Organism: Emericellopsis atlantica
Lineage: Eukaryota; Fungi; Ascomycota; Sordariomycetes; Hypocreales; Bionectriaceae
Product: Pyruvate/Phosphoenolpyruvate kinase-like domain-containing protein
Exons: 3
Coding region: 103-912 (269 amino acids)
Cellular component (GO): cytoplasm
Molecular function (GO): aldehyde-lyase activity
Source: RefSeq, a predicted model, not a curated record
UCAUUGAUUGAUCAGUGAUUGUUUCCACCGCGGCUACUAACUUUACUACUUGUGAUCGAGCUUUGUUUUCCAAUUUCGCGUUAUUCGCCCAGAGAAUUCAAGAUGGUCUCCUGCCCUAACGCCCUUAAUAUCCGCAGCGCUGCUGGUCAGGUCUGCAAGGCCUUUGGUGUGCGCCUCGUGACGAAUCCGAACAUUGUCUAUCUCGCGCAGAAUGGAGGGUUUGAUAGUCUCUUCAUCGAUCUGGAGCACUCUGCCCUUUCCAUUACUGAUGCAGGCAACAUGAGCACAGCCGCCCUGUUGGCAGGCCUGACGCCCUUUGUGCGCGUGCCUUAUCAGUGCGGCAAUGGCUAUGUACAGAAGGUCAUGGACGCUGGAGCCAUGGGAGUCGUCUUUCCGCACAUAUCUUCGUCCAAAGAAGCCAAAGCAUGCGUGUCGAUUGCAAAGUACCCCCCUCUGGGUCUCCGUUCGAUGACCGGCCAGCUACCCGUGUUUAAUUACAAGGCAACGCCGGCAGAGACUGUGGUGGAGGACAGCAAUACCUCUGCCUCGACGGUGGUAGUCAUGAUCGAGACGCAAGAAGGUGUCGAGAGUGUGGAAGACAUUGCAGCAGUCCAGGGAGUCGACGUCUUGUUGAUUGGGUCCAAUGACCUGGCCAUCGAGCUGGGAGUGCCAGGCGGCUUCCGCACUGAGACCUUUAGGACGGCUCUGGAGAAGGUGUCGGCUGCGUGUAAAAGCAAUGGAAAGGUCAUGGGACUGGCAGGGAUAUAUGGCCAGGAUGAUAUUCAUCAAUGGGCCAUCAACACUCUUGGUGUGCGAUACAUCUUGGGCCAGCAAGACUCUGGGUUAAUAGCCCAAGGAGCUGCCAAGUGCUCUGCGGCUAUUCCAGAGCCGACGUCGACUGGAUCGCAAUAGACAGCGAGGAUAAUUGAAGCUUCUGACUGUCUCUGGAUGUUUUCCUCUGGGCUAGUAAUUCAAUAAACCACGAGUGGCCGCGCGGUCUGGUCUGGUGGCUGCGCUGUCGCUGGAGACGGCAGCAGCUUUUUGGCAU